This is a messenger RNA of Rotaria sp. Silwood1, 1224 nucleotides long. The record is from the annotation of a GenBank genome assembly. Lineage: Eukaryota; Metazoa; Rotifera; Eurotatoria; Philodinida; Philodinidae.
AUGUAUCGUUUUACUGAUAUAGAAUCAACUCCAAAACGACUUACACCAGUCUACGGCUACUUAACGCAUCAGUUAUUAUCUUUACAAAAAGCUCUUGAACCAAUCUCGUCUCAGAUUGAUCAACUAGAUCGUUUUAGUAAAAUAGCUAAAAACGAAUGUCACUUUCCUUCUGAACAUGGACUUACUCGAGAUGAAUCAGCUGCUGUUUUUCUCUACACAAUGGAAUGGGGUGAGAGUAGUUUAUAUCAAGUAAUUAAUCGUACUCUUCGUGCCGAAGAUCGAUCAACAUUGAAACCAUGGUUUGGUUACCUCAAAUUAUUUGAUACAGCUGUACAAAAGCUACCCACUGUUCAAAAAAAUCUAUGGCGUGGUACUGCAAGAAAUAUAGCGCAGAACUAUAAAGCAGGUGAUGAGUUCACUUGGUGGACCAUCAGCUCAUGUUCAACUACCGUUAACAUUAUCAAAGAUUUUCUUGGAUCCAACUCAACAUUAUUUUUGAUUGAAGCUGUGAAUGGAAAAGAUAUUUCCAAGUAUACAAAUUACCCAAGUGAAAAUGAAGUUAUUCUUUGUCCAGGUACUCGACUUCGUGUAGUCAGUGAUCCUCUUGAUCAGCCACCCAUGCAUGUAGUUCAUUUACAAGAAGUUACUGACGAAACCGAAGAUCAACUCACAACAACGUUCCAUGCCAUGGAAGUGACAUCUCCCUCAAAAACUGAGUCUAUCUCUAAAGCGAAAACUGUUCAGUCUUCACAAAUUCAAAUUGUUACUGAUCAAUGGGGUAAUAGAUAUGAAACAGCAAUUCAUAUAUUAUACAGGCGUAGUUGCUAUUGCAUAUGUAGAUGGCUAAGCAACACGCAAUUACAGAAUAAUGAUGAAGGAGAAUUGAGGGAGGGAAAAAAGCAUGGCAAAGGAAAAAUGGAUUAUGCAGACGGUAACAAGUACAUAGGCGACUGGGCCAAUGACGUAAGAACAGGUCAAGGUGUUUUUAUUUGGUCUGAUGGUAGUCACUACGAGGGACAAUUUAAAGAUAACAAUAUGCACGGCAAAGGUACAUUUGUUUGGGGACCUGAUUCACGAUGGGCAGGUCUGAAAUACAUAGGCGAUUAUAUCGAUAACAAAAGAACAGGACAAGGGGUUUACAUUUGGCCUAAUGGCAAUCGUUACGAGUUGAGAUAUUCACAAAUCACUCGUCAGUCUGUUCUUAAUCGCUUCAGCUUAUGUUAG